AUGGUUGAAAGUGAAAGGUUAAAUUUCAUACGUGGUAAGCAGAAGAAUCUACGAUCCGAGACAUUUGAAAAUUUACAGAAGUAUAAGCACAAAGGUAAAGAAAAUUUAUCGAACACCGGUCAAAAGGUAAUUCUGCCUUCUUCCUUUACUGGAGGGGCUCGGUUCAUGCAACAAAACUACCUUGAUGCUAUGGCUUUAUGUAAAUGGUUUGGAUACCCAGAUUUUUUCAUAACCAUUACAUGCAAUCCUAAAUGGCCUGAAAUUUCAAGAUUUCUUAAAGAUACUUCAAUUAAACCAGAAGACAGACCAGAUAUACUAUGUCGAUUGUUCAAGAUGAAGUUGGAUUCAAUGAUUAAAGAUCUAAAGGAUAACAAUUUUUUUGGUGAAAUAAACGCAGUUGUUUAUACCGUUGAAUUUCAAAAACGUGGCCUACCUCAUGCACACAUUUGUUUAUUCAUGAAAGUCGAUCAUAAACUUCCCACAGUAGAUCAUAUAGAUCCUUUUAUUUCAGCUGAAAUUCCAGACAAAUCCGAGGAUCCGCAGUUAUACACACUUGUGUCUGAGUAUAUGAUCCACGGUCCUUGUGGGAAUGCUAACUUGAGCUGUCCUUGCAUGGUUGACAAAAGAUGUUCUAAACGAUUUCCUAAAAAGUUUUCUGCUCAAACUAUUAUUGACUCAAGUGGUUUUCCGGUUUAUCGAAGAAGAGAUUGUGGCCGUACUGUUAUAAAGAAAGGUGUUCAACUUGACAAUCGAAGUGUUGUACCGUAUAACAAAAGUCUAUUAAGACGAUACCAAGCUCAUAUUAACGUUGAAUGGUGUAACCAAGCAGGCUCCAUAAAGUACCUUUUCAAGUACAUUAACAAAGGUCCUGACCGGGCUACCGCCGUUGUGUUUUGCGAAGCUGAAGGGACUAGCAUUCAGAAACCAAAAGACGAAAUAAAAGAGUACUACGAUUGUAGAUACAUAUCUGCUUGUGAAGCUUCUUGGAGAAUUUUCUCCAACGAAGUGCAUUAUAGAUAUCCUGCUGUAAUGAGGCUUCCUUUUCAUUUACCUGGUCAGCAUAAUGUUGUAUAUGGUGCAGAUGAUGAUAUUGAAGAUGUCUUGAGCAAACCAUCUGUUGCUUCUUCGAUGUUUUUGAAAUGGUUUGAAUUAAAUCAACGUGAUGACGAAGCAUGUAAAUUGACCUAUGUCGAGUUCCCACAGAAGUAUGUUUGGAAUGUAAAAGAUAGACGCUGGCAAAUACGAAAAAGGUAUCAAACUGUUGGUAGAAUUCAUUCCGUUUCAAUUGCUGCUGGUGAACCUUAUUAUUUAAGGAUUCUACUAAACAAAGUCAGGGGUCCCAAAUCAUUUGAAGAUAUUCGAACAGUUAAUGGAGAGUUAUUCCCCACUUUUAAAGACGCAUGUUAUGCAAUGGGUCUUCUAGAUGAUGACAACGAAUAUGUUGAAGCAAUUAAAGAAGCAAGUUUUGAUGGUCAUUGUCGGUAUUUAAGAGCAUUAUUUGCCACAAUGCUGUUAACAAAUACUAUAACAAGACCUGAAUUUGUUUGGGAUAAAACGUGGCAUUUAUUAGGAGACGAUAUUUUGUACAGACGUCGGAAAGAGACACGUAUCCCUGAUUUAACGCUUCCUGAAGAUCAGCUGAAGAAUCAGAUUUUGUUUGAAAUUGAGAAUUAUUUAAUUUCAAAUGGUUCAUCUUUAAGUAAGUUUACUACAAUGCCUUAUCCUGAUCAUCAGUCUUUACGUCAAAUUACCAACCGUCUAAUCAACGAUGAAUUAUCCCAAGACACAAAUCAGUUGCAAACUGAGUUUUCUCGUAUGAAAGAAUGUCUAACUGAAGAGCAGUCGAAGGUUUUUAAUGAGAUUAUGCAUGCAAUCAAUAGCCAAAAUGGAGGGUUGUUUUUUGUAUAUGGUUAUGGUGGAACUGGAAAGACUUUUUUGUGGAAGACAUUGGCUUCUGCAAUUAGAUCUAAAGGACAGAUUGUGUUGAAUGUUGCAUCGAGUGGUAUUGCUUCGUUAUUGCUAUCUAAAGGAAGGACGGCACAUUCUAGGUUUAAAAUCCCCAUUAACUUGACAGAAGACUCCAUGUGCCACAUUAAGCCAAACGAUGAUGUUGCUGACCUACUAAAAGAGGCAAAGUUGAUUAUAUGGGACGAAGCCCCUAUGGUCCACAAGCAUGCUUUUGAGGCACUAGAUAGAACAAUGAAAGACGUUUUAUCGUCUUCUAUGGGUCACCAGUCUGAACUACCAUUUGGCGGUAAAGUUAUUGUUUUUGGUGGUGACUUUAGACAAAUCCUCCCGGUCAUUCCUAAUGGUACUAGACAACAAAUUGUCAAUGCAUCUUUAAGUUCUUCAUAUAUAUGGUCAGAAUGCAAGGUGUUAAAAUUAACAAAAAACAUGAGGUUGACAGUUGGAGCUCAAACAUCUAACGUUGAGUCUAUUGAGAAAUUUGCAAGAUGGCUACUUGAUAUUGGUGAAGGAAACGUUGGUUCGGAAAAUGAUGGUGAAGCAGUUAUAGAGAUACCGGAUGACUUAGUAAUCACUGAUUUGGACGAUCCAAUACAAAGUUUAAUCGACUUUGUGUAUCCUUCAAUUUUAGAAAAUUACAAAAAAUCUGGAUUCUUUUCUGAGAGAGCAAUUUUAGCACCAAAAAAUGAAGUUCAUGAAAUUAAUGAUCGUUUACUUUCGUUAUUUCCGGGUGAAGAAAAAGAGUAUUUGAGCUCUGACAGUAUCUGUCAAACUGAGCAAGUACUUGAUUCUUUCCAACAAGAUUUGUAUUCGGCUGAUAAUUUGAAUGCUCUCAAAAUAGCCGGGUUACCUAAUCAUAAGUUGGUUCUUAAAGUUGGUGUUCCGGUAAUGCUUCUUCGAAACAUUGAUCAACAAAGUGGUCUAUGUAAUGGAACUAGACUUCAAAUAACCUUUCUUGGUAAACGAGUUAUUGAAGCUGAAGUAAUAUCAGGUGGGAAUAUUGGUACUAGAGUUUAUAUUCCUAGGAUUUCAAUGAUUCCUUCUGACAAGAAGAUACCGUUUCAGUUUCAAAGAAGGCAAUUUCCGUUAUCAGUAUGUUUUGCUAUGACAAUUAACAAAAGUCAAGGGCAAUCUUUAUCAAGAGUUGGGCUAUAUUUAAAGGAUCCAGUUUUUAGUCAUGGCCAGUUGUACGUUGCUUUAUCGAGAGUGAAGACAAGAGAAGGUGUCAAAAUUUUAGCGUACGAUGUUGAUGGUAAACCUUCUAAGCAGACAUCAAACGUUGUUUACAAGGAGAUUUUUGGUAACUUGUGA
Molecule: messenger RNA, 3276 nt
Organism: Helianthus annuus (common sunflower)
Lineage: Eukaryota; Viridiplantae; Streptophyta; Magnoliopsida; Asterales; Asteraceae
Product: ATP-dependent DNA helicase RRM3-like
Exons: 3
Coding region: 1-3276 (1091 amino acids)
Biological process (GO): DNA repair; telomere maintenance
Molecular function (GO): DNA helicase activity
Source: RefSeq, a predicted model, not a curated record